Molecule: messenger RNA, 1166 nt
Organism: Sycon ciliatum
Lineage: Eukaryota; Metazoa; Porifera; Calcarea; Leucosolenida; Sycettidae
Product: leucine-rich repeat-containing protein 59-like
Exons: 5
Coding region: 37-774 (245 amino acids)
Molecular function (GO): protein binding
Source: RefSeq, a predicted model, not a curated record
CUAUUGUCUGCGUACCUGCAGGAAGAACUGUGUGAGAUGCGGCAACUGCAGAGGCUUGACCUCAGCAAAAAUGUACUCAUCUUCCUGCCCCAGGCCAUUGGCCGUCUAGAGAAGCUGCGACAGCUGGAUCUGUUCAGCAACCGCCUCUCCUCGCUGCCCCUGAGCUUUAGUCAGUUGGCGCAGCUGAAGUGGCUAGACCUCAAGAACAACAUGUUAGAUUCGCAGAUCGCCGGUGUGGCGGGUACCUGUGUGGAUGAGCGCGAGUGCGAGGAAUGUGCUACCAAUGUUGUGAGAUUCAUCAAGACGAAGGCGGCAGAAGCAGAGCGGGCGCGUCAGGAGAACAUCAUGCGAGAAAAGCGAGCAUUGGAGCUACAGCGAGAGCUCACUGAGAAGGAGAAUGCUGAGCGCCGGCGACAGAAGCAGGAGUUGAAGCAGAGGCGACGGGAAGAGAGGGAAGCGGAGCUUCGACAGAGGAAAGUCGAUACUGGCGAGCAAGAAAAGUCCAACGACCCGUAUCUGGAACGGUCGCAGAGCGCAAGCAAGGAAAGGCAUGCUGAACAGCAAGGAUCAUGCAGCUGUCUACUGUGGAUACUCAUGUUGUUUGUGGUGCUACUCGCGGCGCUUGGCGGGGCAUACGCGUUUUACUGCAUGCCCGACGAUCGAGUGUGCCGCGAACAGCUCACAAAGUACUCGCAACAGGGGACAGAAUUCAUGGACAGGUUUGUUGAACAGUUGAAGCUAUCCAUUGAAAGCUUGAAGCGGAAGUUAACGUAACAACAUAGGUACUAGGCUGCAGGACAAGUCGGCACAACUUAGUGCUUCUUGAUUGAAUUUUUACUCCACUCUACUUUUUUUGUCAAUAGGUUUUUGUUCUCGUCCCGCGUUCCAUGGCAUUGCGCCUCCCGUUACUCUUCAUGCUGGUACUCCUUGCUUGUAUGCUGAUCUACGCUUCUGGUAAGCCCUGGCAUAGUUACUGACUCACUCAGUGCCCUUCCGCUGCCUGAUAACAUGGCAGCUGGUGUACGAUCAGCUGUCAGGUGGCAGCACAGUGCACCCGGGCACAAAAGCAGGCAUUGAAGGCAUCCGUGUUAUGAUUUGAUUUAUUUUGAUUUAUUUAGAAAUUUUCUCCUGCUGUGCAGAUAUGGCGUAUAUCCGCCGCCCCUUCA